AUGCGUCACUCAGCGCUUCUCAUACUUUCGUUUCUGAGCAUUCAGGCCUUUUGCUGGCCUUAUGACGAGUCACUCGCUGACUAUAAUCUCAACGCCAACGAGUCCGCUGAAACCCCAAUAGAUUAUUGGGGAGAAUGGCCGGGAGAUCAUUCAUACCAUCCGUCGCCAGAUAACUGGCGUUUUCCCAUCUACACUAUAUUCUUGGAUCGCAUAUCCAAUGGUGACCCAACUAAUGAUGAUAUCAACGGAACCAAAUUCGAGCAUGUUGUGGACUCAAAUCAAAUGCGCCACGGCGGCGACGUGGAGGGGUUGAUAGACACGUUGGACUAUAUCCAUGGCAUGGGUUUCAAGGCCAUUUACUUCGCCGGAACCUAUUUGAUGAACUUACCCUGGGCCUACGAUGGUUACUCACCAACCGAUACCACUCUUCUCGACCAACAUUACGGCACAUUGGACGACUGGAGAAACCUUAUCACAGAGAUCCAUGACCGGGAUAUGUACGUCCUAAUGGAUAAUACUCUUGCAACAAUGAGCAACCUUAUCGGCUUCAAAGGUCACCUGAACGACUCAGCCGACUUCAACGCACACGAGUACGAGGUCGAGUGGGUUACAGAUAGGCAAUAUGCUGACUUCAACUUUGGCAACGACUACAACGAAACCUGCAACUAUCCUAAAUUCUGGAACGAGACCGGCUACCCGCUGACCACCGAUGGUGUACAGAAUCUAAAGGGUUGUUAUAACAGUGAUUUCGACCAGCACGGAGAACUGGAGGCAUUUGGUAAUUUCCCCGACUGGCAGCGUCAGCUUACCAAGUUCGCAUCUGUGCAGGAUCGCCUUCGUGAAUGGCACAAGCCGGUCCGCGACGUUAUCACUCGACACUCCUGCUUCCAAAUCGCCAGUCUGGAUAUCGACGGGUUCCGUUUUGAUAAGUCUGUUCAAGCCACUCUCGAGCCUCUAAGUGAGAUGCUUAAUGUCUAUCGUGAAUGUGCGAAGAAGUACAACAAAAAUAAUUUCUUCCUCCCAGGGGAGAUCACGUCAGGAGAUAGAUUCGGCAGUCUUUAUCUUGGCCGUGGACGUCAGCCAAAUCAGUGGCCCUCGACCAGCGACGACGGCAUCAAGCUAACCAACAGCUCGGAUAAUUUCCUGAGAGAUGAUGGCUUGCAAGCAUUGGAUGCAUCCGCUUUCCACUAUACAAUUUACCGCUCAAUGACCCGUUUCCUGGGAAUGGACGGUAACUUGGUUGCCGGAUUCGAUCUGCCAACAGAUUUUAUCGAAGCUUGGAAUGAGAUGCUCAUCACCAACGAUUUCCUGAAUGCCUUCACUGGCGAGGUGGAUCCUAGACAUAUGUAUGGUGUCUCGAACCAAGAUAAUUUCCGCUGGCCCGCAGUCCAGAAUGGCACAAUGAAAUACCUUCUUGGUCUUUACAUUGUGACAUUGGAACUGCCCGGAAUUCCUCUUAUCUUAUGGGGUGAGGAGCAGGCAAUGUAUGUGUUUGAUGCCACUGCAGCGAACUACAUGUUUGGUCGCCAGCCCAUGACAUACCAGACUGCAUGGUGGACACAGGGAUGCUUCAAUCUGAACACAUCAAAGUUUUACGAUUUCCCCAUUGAUUCAGGCCGCAAUGGUUGUAACGAUAUUACCGUGACAUAUGAUCAGCGAAACCCUGCUCAUCCACUUCGCAACAUCAUGAAGCGAAUGUUCGAGAUCAGAACUCAAUAUCCAGUGGCAAACGAUGGUUUCAAUGUUCAAACGCUCUCUCAAUUGACCAAAAACCUCUACUAUCCUGGUUCAACCUACACUCCUACAGUAACUGGCCUGUGGUCUGUUUUGCGAAGCUACUACCCUGGCGCCCAAACAGCAGAAGUCACGGAUAACCAGACUCUUUGGCUAGUGUACCAGAAUGGGAAUGAGACUGAAACCUUCGGAGGAGACUGCAGCAAUAAAAGUGCUGCCUUGUUAACUCCAUUUGACUCGGGCACCAAGCUGAAAAACCUCUUCUAUCCUUACGAUGAGCUCACCGUGGAAGAUGGUCCAAAAGACAACCAUGGAUGCAUUAGCAAGCUGGAGCUGUACCCAUGGGAAUACAGAGCCUAUGUGCGGAGCGUAGAUUUCGUGGAGCCCGGCCCUACUGUCACAUCUUUCUAUCCUGGCCAUGAUGCUCGGUUGGUGUCAAAUCAAGACACUGCUGCAACAUAUCCUAUUCAACUUGGGUAUUCCAAAGAAAUGACCUGUGACGAUGUUACAAAGGCAAUCUCCCUCAAUUCCACAACAGAGAAGGGCCAUACAGUCACUAUUGAUGAAAGCAGUGUUAAAUGUACCAACAUCACUGCCAAGUUGACCGACAAUAAAUUUGUCGGAGAGAUCCCGACUGUUUGGACAUGGUCUGCGAAUUUGACCAACGUAUACCACGGAAUUCACCAAUUAACCGUCGGUAAUCUUUCCAGCUCAUCUGGCCUUCAUACCAAUGCGACCGACAAGUAUUUGAUCCGCGUCGGUUCUCUGAGUAAUCCUCUGAUAACACCCCUGACCAACUAUUCCAGUACCUUGGUACAAAAGUUUGACGAUAAUUUCUACAUCCGUCACAAUGCUGCCGGUGCUGAUAAGUUCCGCUAUUCAGUUGAUUUUGGUAGCACCUGGUCUUCAUGGGAGAAAUAUUAUGGUGGCAAGACAACAGUGACCAUGGCCGCAUCAACCGAGACGAAAAAGCAGAAGUGGAAGGGAACUCAUGUCCGCGUGCAAUACUUCUCAAGACUCACUGGAAGUAGCGACUACAUUCAAGAAGGUGACUACGGCUGGGAAGACAAUCAAGUUCGAAGAUUCCCCCAUCUAUGGUUCAACGGCCCGUACAACCAAUAUGGCUAUGAUGCAGGACUGGAAAGCGAAAUGAAGUACGACACCAAGAGCUCGCGCUGGACUUAUGACUUUGUUUAUGAAUGGCCGUCUGUUGGACAGCUGAAUGUCUGGGGUGUGGACAAGGCCGGUGUUCCUGAUACUACGGAGGUCUACGGUGAUGUUGGUAACUCAUCUGCAGUUCAGAAGCUCCCGCCCUCCUAUCUUUCAUCCAACGUUAUCAACAUCACCAGUUUACCAAAAUUCCCGCAUCUUGGCUACAGGAUUUCCCUCAAUGAUGCCAACCUAAGGUAUGAACUGAUCCCCAUCGGCUCUGGAUGGGCUCAGCUCGUUCUCUACAUUCUUCUCUGGAUUGUUCCGAUCAUUAUGGGAUUGGCUGGCGUCUUCAUCUUCAUUCAAUAUUUCUAUCGCAUCAAACUCAACACAGAUGGUAACGUUGUCAAGGGCGAUAAGCUUCCUGUGGUAGUUUGGCAUAGAGUGAAGGACAAGAUUUCCGGACACAGCGAGCUCAACCUUGAAAAAAGUCUUUCGGCAGACUUGGCUGUGACAGGAGCAGUCGACAGCCGACGUACAGUAUUGAUUGCCACGAUGGAAUACGAUAUACAAGACUGGAAGAUUAAAGUCAAGAUUGGUGGCCUGGGAGUAAUGGCUCAGCUCAUGGGCCAGAACCUGAGGCACCAGAAUCUCAUUUGGGUUGUGCCCUGUGUCGGUGAUAUUGAUUACCCUGUGGACACACCCGUUGAGCCUUUCAUUGUGAAUGUUCUGGAUAAGCCAUACCUUGUCAAAGUGCAAUACCACGUCUCUGAGAACAUCACUUAUGUUCUCCUCGAUGCACCAGUUUUCCGAUACCAGACCAAGGCGGAGCCCUACCCACCCCGUAUGGACGAUCUUGAAAGUGCAAUCUACUACUCGGCUUGGAAUCAAUGUAUCGCAGAGACAAUCAAGCGAACGCCAGAGAUCGAUCUCUACCAUAUCAACGAUUUCCACGGCUGUGUAGCACCGCUAUACCUACUGCCGCAAACUAUUCCUGUCUGCCUCUCCUUGCAUAACGCCGAAUUUCAAGGUCUCUGGCCUCUGAGGACUCAAAAAGAGAAGGUAGAAGUGUGUUCCGUCUUUAAUCUCCCGAUUGAAGUCGCGACAAAAUACUGCCAAUUCGGAAACGUGUUCAACUUACUCCACACCGGUGCAAGCUACUUGAGAUUUCACCAGCGCGGUUUUGGUGCAGUUGGUGUGUCUCAGAAGUAUGGAAAGCGUUCAUGGGCCAGAUAUCCCAUCUUUUGGAGUUUGAGCAGUAUUGGCAGUCUUCCUAAUCCUGAUCCCUCCGACACUGGCGCUCUAGAUAGAGCCCCAGAAAUGCAAGUUGCAGCCCAGUCUGAUAUCGAAAUUGUCAGUCCUAAGCUUCAGGCUCAGCAGUGGGCUGGUUUGAUCGAGGAUGCCAACGCCGACUUGCUAGUAUUUGUGGGACGAUGGUCAAAGCAGAAGGGAGUGGAUCUUAUUGCAGAUGUGAUGCCGGCCAUUCUAUCUGCUAGACCUAACGUGCAAUUGAUCUGCAUAGGUCCCAUGGUCGACCUUUAUGGUAGACUGGCUGCAAUUAAGCUACAGCGGAUCAUGGAAUUGUACCCAGGCCGCGUCUUUUCAAAGCCAGAGUUCACGAUUCUUCCCCCCUAUGUGUUUUCCGGUGCUGACUUUGCCUUAAUUCCUUCUCGAGACGAGCCAUUUGGUUUGGUCGCCGUCGAGUUCGGUCGUAAAGGUGCUCUUGGAAUCGGUUCUCGCAUUGGAGGACUUGGCCAGAUGCCUGGUUGGUGGUAUACGGUUGAAUCGGACUCGACUCAACAUCUAUUGCACCAACUGAAGACCGCAGUGGAGUCUGCUCUCGAUUCAUCUGAGCAGAUGCGAGAGGAAAUGCGUGCUAACUCCGCGAAACAGCGAUUCCCCGUCCUCGAGUGGGUUGGAAAACUUGAAAGAUUACAGCGAACAGCAAUUUCAAUCCAUAACGAAAAUGUCAAGUCCACGGGGCCUUACCAGAUCCGAGAGUCAGGCAUGCUGGGUAUGCGGCUUUCGGCGAACGUCUCCCGUCUGUUUUCAAGUCUCUCUUUGGCGGAUCCGGAGACAGAGCGAGGGAGACCAUCGCAGCUUAUUCAGCCUUCACUUCUAGAGCUACAGGCAGCUGAACUCAACGGGACUGCAGAUGGCGAUAAUAGCAGGACCAGUACUCUCGGUCGGAAACUGUCGCUGGGUCGACGGGUGGGACCUGGACAGGGACGAAAUCGACUCGUGAAGAAGUCAAUCCGAGAUAGCCAGGUGUUGCGCGAGAGCCGAGUCUUCGAUGGAACGAAUGACGGUGAAGUCACGGACAUGGAGGAGGAGGGCUAUUCCAUGGCACAGGAGAACUACAUCUCUCCCGAAGAGGCAUUGGCGGCAGUCAAUCAAGCUUUCGCAUCUCAAGAUUUCCUGAGUGCCGGUAAUCGUGGUAGAGACCCUCAUAAUCGUCAUUCUUCGAAUUCAGAUUCAUCGGCCUUGGAAUCAUCUUUUGUUUCUCGGGACUCCUCUCCGAUAAGGACUCCUGAUCUUCUUGAAGCCACGCCUCUUGUUCACCCCCGAAAUGUAUCCGUUCUUUCGUUGCAGUCAGUGGUUGGGGACCACGACCAAUCUGUCUUCAAUCUGCAAAAGGUUGACCCGACUUUUACCGACAGCAAUGCUUACUUCACCCGGGCUUUCGAGCAGCAGCUCUCAAACCUAAACAAGAAAAACUCAGUCUCCGAUCAUUGCAUCGAAGAGUAUUUGAUGAAGAGUGAGCGGAAGUUCUUCGACAUGUAUACCGACGCACAGUUGAAGAAGCAACCUAAAGAACGUCCUAUGACUGGAUCUGGAUUGAGUCAUGAGAUGCAUGACGACGAGUCAGAUUCAAAGGGAACAGAUGACAUUGAUCAAUGGCUCGCUCGUCUAGGAUACAAACGACCUAUUGCCAUCCAGCGAUUUAUGAGAUGGCGUGUUGGGAACUGGCCCGUAUAUUCUCUGUUCUUGGGUCUAGGACAAAUUAUCGCGACAAACUCAUCGCAGAUAACCCUUCUCAGUGGUCAGAUUGGUGAGACUGCAAUGAAGCUCUACAUUAUUGCAACUAUUUACUGCGUCUCUUCUAUUGUUUGGUGGUUCUUGUUUUACCGCUUCCCGUCUGUCAUCGUCCUUUCACUCCCUUGGUUCAUUUACACAAUGGCAUUCAUUUGCAUUGGUGUUUCACCUUACGGACUCAACGAGCUAGGUCGAGAAUGGACUCAGAACGUUGCUGCGGGUGUCUACGCUGCUGCAUCUUCUAGUGGUUCCUUGUUCUUUGCUCUUAAUUUCGGUGAUCAGGGUGCUGUACCUGUGAAGGAUUGGAUGUUCCGCGCAAGUCUUAUCCAGGGCAUCCAACAGCUUUACACCGUUGCUCUGUGGUAUUGGAGUUCCAAGGUAACGGCAGUGGAAGUCAAGGGUGUAUCAACAGAGGCUCUGAACUCAUGGAGACUGACAGCUGUGACGAUGCCAAUUGCCGCAUGCUGCUUCGCCAUUGGUGUGCUCCUUGCUCUAGGAUUACCCAAAUACUAUCGUCAAGCUCCCGGAAAGAUUCUCUUCUUCUAUACCUCUCUUUUCCGCCGUCGCAUUGUGCUCUGGUUCUGCUUCUUUGUCGUUAUCCAGAACUGGUUCCUCGCUGCAGCAACUGGCCGAAACUGGUCAUUCCUCUGGUCUUCUUCACAUGCCAAGUCAUGGGAAGUACUCAUUUUGGUGAUUUUCUUUUUCAUUAUCCUUUGGGUUAUAGUGAUGGUUAUCUUCCGCUUCUUGUCUAAGGAGCACAGCUGGAUUCUACCUGUGUUCGGCCUCAGUAUGGGCGCACCACGAUGGGCGCAGAUCUGGUGGGGAACCUCUAAUAUUGGCUACUAUCUUCCAUGGGCUGGAAAGAAUCUGGUCGGUGGUGCCCUCGUAUCAAGAUGUCUCUGGCUGUGGCUCGGUGUCCUCGAUGAAAUCCAGACAGUCGGACUAGGAAUGAUUUUACUCCAGACACUCACGAGAGUUCACGUCUGCUUCGUUUUGUUAGCGGCGCAGUCUCUUGGAUCUAUUGCAACAAUUGCUGCUCGUGGGUUCGCACCCAACAAAGAGGGACCUGCGGGUGUUUCGCCAGAUAUAGGCUCGUCUUUGUCAAAACUUGGCAAUGCGUGGUUCUGGAUCGGUCUUUUCUUCCAGCUUAUGAUCAGCUUCGGUUUCCUUCUUUUCUACCGUAGAGAGCAGCUCAAUAGGCCUUGA
Molecule: messenger RNA, 7125 nt
Organism: Penicillium taxi
Lineage: Eukaryota; Fungi; Ascomycota; Eurotiomycetes; Eurotiales; Aspergillaceae
Gene: ags3
Product: alpha-1,3-glucan synthase Ags3
Exons: 4
Coding region: 1-7125 (2374 amino acids)
Biological process (GO): fungal-type cell wall (1->3)-alpha-glucan biosynthetic process
Cellular component (GO): fungal-type cell wall
Molecular function (GO): alpha-1,3-glucan synthase activity
Source: RefSeq, a predicted model, not a curated record